Penicillium antarcticum is the source of this 201-nucleotide messenger RNA. RefSeq lists its product as uncharacterized. The record is from RefSeq and is a predicted model, not a curated record. The transcript has a single exon. Lineage: Eukaryota; Fungi; Ascomycota; Eurotiomycetes; Eurotiales; Aspergillaceae. Bases 1 to 201 code for a protein of 66 amino acids.
AUGUCGGCAUUGAAGUUGAUCCCGAGUCAAACCCUGCAAUUUCAACAGAUCACAAAUCUCGGCUAUACCCACCUAGAACGACUGGAGACUUCGAUCUGGCUGCCAAUUUCCGAGACAGAGAUCGCAUUUCAUAUCUACAGCCGCUGUGAGUCGUCCGCUGCACUGCAUUGUACCAUGGUUGCCUCCCGCCAUGCGAACUAA